This is a messenger RNA of Entamoeba dispar SAW760, 615 nucleotides long. RefSeq names its product histone deacetylase, putative. NCBI's taxonomy places the organism in Eukaryota, Evosea, Mastigamoebida, Endamoebidae. The transcript has a single exon. The record is from RefSeq and is a predicted model, not a curated record. The coding region runs from base 1 to 615 and encodes 204 amino acids.
AUGGAAGUAUUUCAACCAAGUGUAGUUGUAAUGCAAUGUGGAGCAGAUAGUUUAAAUGGAGAUAGAUUAGGAUUUUUUAAUUUAUCAAUUCAAGGACAUUGUGAUUGUAUGAAAUAUGUUAAAAAAUUUGGACUUCCAAUGAUUCUUGUUGGAGGUGGUGGAUAUACAGUAUCUAAUACUGCAAGAUGUUGGUGUUAUGAAACAGCAGCAGCUUGUGAUUUAAAUAUUCCUGAUCAAAUUCCAAUUAAUGAUUAUUUAGAAUAUUAUGUUCCUGAUAUGAAAAUAACUAUUUCUACUAAUCCACAAAUGAAAAAUUGUAAUAGUAGAAAUUAUAUUGAAGAUAUAUUAAAUAAAGUAAUGAUAAUCCUUGAAGAUGUUGGAAAUUCUAAUUUACCUAUUGUUCAAUUUACUAAUCCUCCUCGUAUUGAUGAACAUACAAUAGAAAUGCAAAUAGAUGAAGACCAACAAGAUUUUAAUGAUGUUUCUAAUGGUUUUAUUAGAGAUAUCCCAUUAAAUAUAGAUUCUGAUGAAGUAAUAAAAAUGUACACUGAACCAUUACCAAUUUAUCCUAAAAGUAAAUUAUUUUGUACUCAAAAUUUAAAUGAAUUUGAAUAA